Molecule: messenger RNA, 217 nt
Organism: Racocetra persica
Lineage: Eukaryota; Fungi; Glomeromycota; Glomeromycetes; Diversisporales; Gigasporaceae
Source: the annotation of a GenBank genome assembly
AAAGUAAAGCUAAAUUCAAUGAAGCUGAUUUGUAUUUUGCUGAUAAUAUAGAAACAAAUAUAUUUAAAAAAAUUCCAACUUUUAAUAAACAAUUAUGUUCAAAAAAAAGUAUUAAUUUGAUGAAUUUUGAAGCUAAAACUAAUCUAACUGAUUUAAAAGAAAAUUUAUAUUCCUUAGCUAAAGAGCAAAAUUUUGCUAAUUGGAAAGAUAUUAAAAA